Morone saxatilis (striped sea-bass) is the source of this 608-nucleotide messenger RNA. RefSeq names its product ubiquitin carboxyl-terminal hydrolase 46-like. Gene Ontology annotation, molecular function: cysteine-type deubiquitinase activity; cysteine-type endopeptidase activity. The transcript has 3 exons. The record is from RefSeq and is a predicted model, not a curated record. Gene Ontology annotation, biological process: protein deubiquitination. Lineage: Eukaryota; Metazoa; Chordata; Actinopteri; Moronidae. Bases 1 to 513 code for a protein of 170 amino acids. Gene Ontology annotation, cellular component: nucleus; cytosol.
AUGAAGGUAAUUCGCAGCCGCGGCUGGAGGCCAGACUGCAACCCCGAGCGUCAGAAAGCAGGCAGAGAGACACGGAGCACCAUGCGGCCCGCCGGCACGGAGCGGAGGGGCACCAAUGCCUCUGCUCUGGAGAAAGACAUUGGCCCGGAGCAAUUCCCAAUCAAUGAACACUACUUUGGAUUGGUCAAUUUUGGAAACACAUGUUACUGUAACUCAGUGCUCCAGGCUCUCUACUUCUGCCGGCCUUUCCGGGAGAACGUGCUGGCUUACAAAGCCCAGCAGAAGAAGAAGGAGAACCUGCUCACAUGCCUGGCUGACCUCUUCCACUCUAUUGCCACACAGAAGAAGAAAGUGGGCGUCAUCCCGCCCAAGAAGUUCAUCUCCCGCCUACGGAAGGAGAACGGUGAGAGCCCAUACCUGAGACAGGAAAGGCCUCAGUUUCGUAAAACAGGAACCUACCAGAGCUCAGGACUGGCUUAUAAUUGUAUGAGUUGUGUGCCAAAUGAAGAGUAAAACAUAUAGAUAAAAUAUUUUAUAUUUCAGAACAACUGAAAAGUUUGCAAACCAUGUAUGGAAGCUUGCCAUAAAUAGGCUUUGGAUGAAUUCAU